This is a messenger RNA of Naegleria fowleri, 348 nucleotides long. RefSeq lists its product as uncharacterized. Lineage: Eukaryota; Heterolobosea; Eutetramitea; Acrasida; Naegleriidae. The record is from RefSeq and is a predicted model, not a curated record. Bases 1 to 348 code for a protein of 115 amino acids. The transcript has a single exon.
AUGAAAACAACAACAACAACCCAUUCAACGCCUGCCUUUCUCAGAUCGAAUGCACGUUCCAAUUCGUCCUUAUCAUCGAAAACAUCCUUGUCUGGAUCGCCACGAUCGCCUCAAAAUAAUUCGAACAUGUUUUUGACAACUCCCAAAACGAAUUCGAGACAUUCGACGCGUUCAGUUUCGUCGUCUUCAAGGUCCAUGACUUGUUCUUCGGAGAUGUCCUCUCCUCCUUCUCCUCCUCCGACAAUUACAUUGACUAUUACUCCCAGUAGUAGUAGUGGUCCACAAGAUUCAUCAUCCAACUCCUCCUCAUCGAUUAAUUCAAAAAAGAUAAGAAAAUUGAACAGCUGA